UGCGCAAUAACACCCGACGCUCACAGCAUAGUGACCCGAGAGUCCUACUGCAGGAGAGACAACCAUGGCUGACCUGUCGAGCACAUCUAUUUGGGUUAAAGUGUGUCUAAUCCUCAUUCCUUUGGGUGGAUUGUUUCAUUUGAUAGGUUUCGCAUCACCAUAUUGGGUCAAAGCAGGACUAUCCCACAGUGGACUCUGGCGAGCUUGUACUCGAACCUGCAUUGAUUAUCUAGACUAUCCAGCACUGCUGCCGGGCUGGUUACGCGCGACCCAGUUUUUUGAGACAGUCGGGUUGAUCGCCAUUGCCGCAGCGGCUGUCCUUCUGUUCCUGUCAAUCUUCGUGCAGGCGCUCAAGGACAAGAAGAUCAUCACAAUCAUCAACGCCUUAGCCUGCUUCGGUGCCUGUGGAACAAUCAUCAUCGGCGCGAUCAUCUACGGCAGUCAGGAUCGCCCGGUAGCCUACCUCAGCUGGGCUUUCGCGCUGUGCAUUGUUGGGGCAAUAAUGGAGGGCGUGGCAGGCGCAUUAAUCAUAUUGGGAACGUUCGCUGCCAGAAGACCAUAAAUGAUAAGACGGAGAAGUUUAAUAGUUAUAUGUCAAAAUGAUAGAGACGAACCUUUCAUGCUUUGUGUUACAGGAUAUUUGAAUAAAACAACAUGUGACUGGGAAUACGUCUUCUAACGCGACUUGACAACAACACUGAUCAUCCAUUAACUCUAAUAUCGUGUCUUCUUUAAAAUUUACAGU
Messenger RNA from Haliotis rubra (blacklip abalone), 745 nucleotides. RefSeq lists its product as uncharacterized. The transcript has 3 exons. Bases 65 to 562 code for a protein of 165 amino acids. Lineage: Eukaryota; Metazoa; Mollusca; Gastropoda; Lepetellida; Haliotidae. The record is from RefSeq and is a predicted model, not a curated record.